GGAAAUUUGGUCGCAGUUUCCUAACUGGACUUCGCGCAGUAACUUUGUAAAUGUGUUUCCUUUGUCGCUGCUGAAGUCGGUCGGAACCGAGUGUUGGAAAUCGCCAUUUUUGUCUUCCCUCCACGUCCUCAUCGAUCAGGGGUUUUUAGGCGCAGAGAGGCCGGUGUCUCGACGCGAAAGUAUAAUUUGGAAAAUGGCAGCGUGUAUCGAGUGAGACUGAGGAAGUGAACAGAGCACCACAUUCAGGAUGCUAGUGAAAAGAAGGGGGUCCAAGGAAAUGUCGGGUUUGGUGCUUCAUGAGAGGAAGUGAAUUUCACUUAUUACAAAUUGACAAAUAAUAGUUUUUGAAAAAGAAAGACUGAAUUCGUCUUUGUCAUCCCAUACAUUUCAUAGAUUUGCUGUUGGUUUCUUAUUUUGCGCUCUCUACUGCCGCAAAAAAUCGAAACUUGCUCGUGCUGUUCAUGUCGAUGCGGUGCAUCCCACCACCAUAACCUAUUUUUUGUAUUAUUGUGCAUACAUCGCGUCCGCUUUUGACAACUUUAGAUUUUUUGUUUCGGCGCGGGUCCGAGCCGAGUCAGCUCGAAAGCCAACGGAAGCCUUUUUUUUCGCUGCAGCGUGGCUCCGACUCAGUUCAAACCUCGGCAGGGGCUUUUUUGCCGUCGAUGCGCACUGCCUCGUCUGGCCGUGCGAAUAUUGUUGAUAAUAAAUUUAGAAUCUUUUAAGUCUGAAGAGAGUGUUUGGCCGAGAAAUAGGUCAUUGGGUGCUGAAUCUCAAGAUGAUCGAUAACGAAAUUCCGGAGAGCAAGAAAUACACUUCUUUGCGGCGGAGGAAAGGUUCUGCUCACAAGACGGCAGACAUUCAGAGUUUGUUCGAUGUCACCAAUAAGGAUUUGACAGACGAAUUGGCCAGCGCCGAAAACACAAACAAGCGCCUCGAAUCCACCAAGAAUCGUCUUACUGAAGAAGUCCGCAGAGAGCAAAGGCGCGCUGAUCAUCUUGAGGAGAAGCUGCGCGCUCAGGAAGUGCAAAUGAAGGGGAUCGCACUCAAGCUGGAAGAGCAGCUGAAGAAGCAGCAAUUUGACAGCGAGCACCAAAUACAGGAUCUUUCUGCUAGUCUGGCGGCAGCUAAAACGAAGCUGAAGAAUCUGGCCUCUAGUUACGACGAGGCCAACAAACAGCUUUCCGAAUACAAGAAGAAGAACAGCGAUUUAAAUGCCGAGAUGAAGGAAUUGAGGAUUAAGCUUCAGGAGUCGUCAGAGGGGUAUGGGGAGACGAAAUUCGGGGAGGAGUUCAAAUCACAGAAGGGGGAGGUGGCUCGUCUGGAGGAUGAGAACCGAGCUUAUCUGCGGCAGAUCCGGGAGUUGGAAGACAGAGUGAAGGAGAUGUCGGAAUCGGUUGAUGCGCUGGAAGCUUUGAAAGUGGAAUGUUCAAAUUUGUCUAAUGAGAAUAGUCGGCUUCAGAAGGAGUUGGUCGCGGCCCAAAGAGAGGUUGCCGAGAUGGAGGAAACCAAAGCGUCGAUGAAGAAAAUUACUACGCAACUCAAUCAGAUGAAAACUGAUUUGAAGGAGUCACAGAGAAAAUUGUAUGAUUUGGAUGACGAUAAGAAGAAGCUAGAAAGGGAGUUGUCACGUCUCAAGUCAGCAAACAGAGAGGACGUCUACGCUAAGGCGUCUGUACCUUCUGUCACUGGAUAUCGUUCAGAUCAGUCUUUGUAUCAGAGGGGUUCCAGCUCGUUAGAGACAUACCAGGAUAGCGAUGCUCGCGCGGGGUCCGAACUAUCAAAGGACAGUUUGAGAUCUGCCUAUCGGAUCGACCGCGCUGCCAAUUAUCAGAGCGAUUAUUUAUCGUCGUCGUCUGCUUUGUCUAAAAGCCGAAAUACCAUGUAUCGCACAAAAAAGUAUGCGGAUCAGGCGGAGCGACAGCGCAGCUUUGAAUUGUCCGAGUUGAAGGACCAAAUUGAGUCGUUAGAAGGCAAAUUAAAAGAGCGGCAAAAUUUGUACGAAUCAGAGUCGAAGCGACGAGAAGACCUAGAGAAAAUGCUGGCUCAGGAGCAACAAAACGCAAAAUUGUCCAUGGACCAAGCCGCGGAGAGAAUAGAACUACUGACGAGUCAAUCCCAAGAAAUGCAGGAUGAGAUAAAACGCCUCCAAAAGGCCUAUCAGAAGAAGAACCGUGAAUUUGAUGAUUUGAAUAUAAAACACGAAGAAAUCACAUUCAAUUUAAAUCAGAGCCGUCAAUCUCUAAGCAAGUUAGAUUUGCAGUUUAAACAGACGAACCAGCUCCUAAGGGGGACUGAGGCGAAAUUGAAGGAGAGCGAAAAUGCGGUGGAGAAGCUGAGGCGCGAGCUAGAGACGACAAAUGAAGAAUUUACAUUGACGAAGCAGGAAUUGGAAUCAACAAAAAAUUCGCUUUCUCAGCUCAAAAAAAUUUUUAAUGCGACCCUCAAGGCGUUUGAGGAGGAACUUUAUGAGGUGACUUGCAUGAAGGACAAGCUGCAAAAGAGCAAAGCCGAAUUAGAGAAUGAAGUUUCCGGUCUGUUGUGGUAUUUUAAGCCCCUCGAUACUCAAGUUGAAGUAGAGGAGAAGAAGUACCACACGUUGGAAUUCAACUUUGAAGAGUAUUUGAGGAACCAGAUAAACACUGAAUUAGAGAACUUGCGAAGUGCCCAAUCUGUUCGACGACUUUCAAACAAAUCUAUCAAAGAGUUGCAGGGAAUGCUAAAAGAGAGCCUGGCGAAAUUGCCCAGCGAUAUGCAAGAAGAUGUGUCAUUUGAGUUAGAGGAUCUUAUGAACAAUUUGAAUAAAGCUCAAUUCAAGAUCAAAACAAAACUAUUUAUAUUUGUAGCUUUGGUAGAGAACAGAGUAGAUCCUGGUAUUAUACGAGAAUUUGCAAACAUCGCUUUAGAAUUUGCAAACGGCAAUCUUCACAUUAUGCAUUCGCCAGAAGCCUUGAUUAAAGUUUCAUUGAAGUGUUCCAAAUCAGCGACGGAGGACACAGAUGCCUCUUCUAACUCGUUCCGCGACUUACUGUUGAAUCGUCUGGCAUGGCUGAGAUCGAAAAAGACGGGGAAGGAUGCAGAGGACUGCAAGAUAUCUAUUCUAGAGGGAGGAGAAUACGAUGAUUAGGUUAAGGAGGUCAUCAUCCGAAAAGGAAUUUUGGGUAACGCGCUCCUGAUGAAUACCAAGCUUGCGAAAUCAGCGAAGUAGCUUUAUUAAAAAAAUUGUUUAUGAGGAAAAUUAUGGAAUCUAGUUGCUUAGGUACAUUUUUGUAGCACAAGAAAUGGUCUACGUCGCAGAAGUUGCCAUCAACCAAGUUUCAAUUACUGGACUCGCAUCGACAUCGUGUUGGGAGAGCAUCUGCGUAUAGCAUGCGCGAGGAGCACGCAUAUGGACGCUCUUGUAAUCUUUGAUCUAAAACUGACCAUUGUAAAAUUUGCUCGAAACUGUGCCAAAAAGAAUUUGAACUGUUUGAUAACAGAAAAAAAAUGCUUAGCAUUCGGUGUCAGGAACAAUAUACGUUUUAAGCGUUUGUCGGAUACACAAAAGAUCGAGUGCAACAAUAAGCUGUUUUAUAAGCUGGCUAGUCUUCACUAACUUUUAGAACAGUAUGCAAUAGUGUGUACUCAUCCUAUAACAAUAUUCAAGACUCACGUUCGGGUCAAGCGUGGAAACCAAACCGUGUUUGUCUACGCCAAUCCAACAGAAACGGUUGGAACUAUUAAGGAGCGGCUUGUUUCGAUGCAAGGUGAGCCUCCUUCAGUUGAUAAUAUUAAGCUUGUUCAUGAUGGUAAAAUCCUCGACGAAGAGGAUUUUUUAGGCAACUGCUGGACGGAGGAUAGCGUAGUCAUACACCAGGUACACAUGAAGGGUACGCGAUUUUGAAUGCAACACUUGAAGAAGGAAUAGCAUGAUGAGGGCUUUUUCUGAAUGUAAGAGUUAACAUCGAGAACGUGACACACACUUUUAAUUGAAAGAGGAUGGUGAAUGGGAGACAGCAGAAUCCUGAAUGUAAAGACUAUUGAAGAAUUUACAGCCAUUUUAUCAAUAAAAUCUAUAUAAGAAACUGAGAGCUCAUCGAAGACAUUCUUUCAGAAGUUUAGCGGGCAUCAACCAGUAUUUGAAAAAUAAAU
Molecule: messenger RNA, 4128 nt
Organism: Schistocerca gregaria
Lineage: Eukaryota; Metazoa; Arthropoda; Insecta; Orthoptera; Acrididae
Product: myosin-2 heavy chain-like
Exons: 4
Coding region: 776-3124 (782 amino acids)
Source: RefSeq, a predicted model, not a curated record